This is a messenger RNA of Paramecium sonneborni, 1510 nucleotides long. NCBI's taxonomy places the organism in Eukaryota, Ciliophora, Oligohymenophorea, Peniculida, Parameciidae. The record is from the annotation of a GenBank genome assembly.
AUGAAAAAGUAAUCAUAAAAGUAUUCAAAAACAGAGCCCUCUGUUAGAAGAUCUAAUAAAUCACCUACAAGUCCAAGUGGGAAUCCAAAACCAGAUGAUCUUCUAACUCAAAGUUAAGUAAAUUAAGAACUCUAAAAAACAUAAUAAUCUUUUCGUAGUUCAACUGGCCAUUAAGGAUAGACUCCUUCUAUAAGGUAAACUAAAAAGUUAUUGCAGUAGUUCUAAAGUGACACAAUCAGUAACAUCUCCUGUUAGGAAUUAGCAGAAAAGACCUUCACAAAUAAUCUCAAAACAGUAAUUACAAAAUAUGCAUGAACGUUCAGUAAUAAAAGUUCUUGGUAUGAACAUGGAAGCCGUAUGUCCAAAAAAGAAUCAUGAGAAAAAUAAAAUGCUUUAUAUUUGUUAAUAUGGGGAUUGUAAGGCAGACAGCAGAUUAGGAUGCUCAUAUUGUUUGGUAGAAUCUCAUAAUGAUCAUUCUUCAUAAAUUAUGGAAGUUUAAACCUUUUGUAAGAUAUUUGAUGAUAGAAAAAAGCAAGUAUAUUCAAAAAUGAUUAUUUAGUUUAAAAAUAUGUGUGAGACUAUCCUACAAGUACCAGACAUGACAGCUUAAGUAAAUAAUUACUUUGAAUAAUUAAGAGAUCAACUAGUUGAUAGAUUAAAGUAAAUAGAAAAGAAUAUUUUGGAAUCUAUAUAGGAAUAAUUGGCAUGGAAGCCAUUAUAAAAGGAAAUUACAAAUAGAGUAGAUGCUAUAAGUUCCAAACUCAUUUUUGAUAUGACAUAGGAUGAAUUAAAAGAGAGUUUAGAAUUCAUUUAGGGUAAACAUUUUAAAGAGCUUGAAUAUAUAAAAUAAGAGACAAAUAAUUAUUUAACUUAAAAAAUAGCUUUAGUCGAACAAAUUUGGAAUGAUUAUAAAACUUAAUUAUAAACAGAUUUAACUCAUUAAGUUAAUGAUUACAAUAAAAUAAUAUUUGUGGAUCCAAAAAGCAAAGAGUUUGCAGAAUAUAAAAUGAAGUUUUUUGAAUAAAAACAAGUUAAAAUAAAUGAAUUUAGUUAGCCAUUCCAAUAAAAAUUAGAAAUGUUUUAGGAAGAAGAAAGAUAAGUAGAAUUAAAAAAAUAAGAAGAAAUAAAAAAGCAAAAAUAAAUAGAAUAAAGAAGGAAAGAAGAGGAGAUGAAAAAAGUAAAAGAAAGAUAGAAAUAAUUAGAAGAACAAAUUAUAAAAUAAAAAGAAGUUCAAAAAAAUUCUGAAAGAUAAAGUGAAAGAGAUAGAUAGCUUAAAAAUUUCCCCUACAAAUUAUACACUGAAGAUUGUGGACAUCGAACAAAUUGUAAUACAAUACCUAUUUUUUCAUGCUGUAAUAAAGCAUAUCCAUGUUCAUAAUGUCAUGGAUACUUGGCCCAUCCACCACGAAUUUAAGUACCAAGCUAUAGAUAUUGUAUGAAAUGUCUUGAAAUUUAUUUGGUUAUGUACCCAACAAAUUAGGCUAUUAACUGCUUGAAGUGCUAAAAAUGA